AUACAUAAAAUCUUGCAGUGCAUGCAUGCUAGCUAGCUAGCUUAGGAGCUAGAAAUGGCAUACAACCCUAGGUCUUUAGAAGCUGUUCCAUUUCUGCAAUUUGAUAAGCUGAUUCAAAAACUGAGGGAAAAUCCUGAGCAGAAUUGGACCAAAGUUUCUAUGGUAAACACUCUCCUACGGUUCAAGUCUAAAGUGGAGGGAACAAUUACCGUUGACAGCUGGCCUGAUUUCAGUGCUAUCUUAUCCCAUCAACACUCAGAAAUGGAAUCUCUUCGAAUUCAAUGCUGUGUGCUUGAGAGAAAAGAAGAACAUGUUCAAAUGGUCAUUCAAGAGAUAGCAAAAAAGAAAUGCAAUUACGUAUUAAUAGUUGAUGAAUGGCUCGGAAAAGAGGUACAGGCAGCACUACAGUCUAAUGACAUGGCAAAAGGUCCUAUCUUCAAUACUUUAAUUGCCUUCUACCUCCCAAAAAGCAGUGAUUUCAUCGUUGAACCAAUGACCUGCCCAGAAGGAUAUGUUUUGAGAAGCCUGGAAGAGUGUCAUAUAGAAGAGGUUUCAGUGGAAUGGAGUUAUAUGGAUCGUGACAAAAAGAUAUCCUUAUUCACCAAGAUAGUCAAGCAACAUCACAGUGUUGGUAUCUUCCAAACAUGCUCUGGGAAGAUAGACAAAUCUCCGGUUGGAUGGUGUUUGCAAUAUCCAUCAGGAUUCCUUGGUCACUUGUUUGUUCAUGAGGAGCAUCGAAGAAAGGGACUUGCUAAGGUUUUGGUACAACACAUAUGCUGUUUAAUUGAAGAAGAUGGAGAGGUUCCUUUAGCAUUUGUUGAAAGAGACAAUAUAAAAUCACUUUCUCUUUUUCGAAGUCUUAGUUUUGUUCAGUCAGAUUUCCAAGCUGCGAUUCUUAUGCACAUGAUACAAUGACAAUUAUUGUUCUGACAGUACAAUGUGUGAUGUGAUGCAUAUGAAUUCUACACUAGCCGUUCAUGACAUUGUGA
Halichondria panicea is the source of this 989-nucleotide messenger RNA. RefSeq lists its product as uncharacterized. Lineage: Eukaryota; Metazoa; Porifera; Demospongiae; Suberitida; Halichondriidae. The transcript is spliced from 5 exons. The coding region runs from base 55 to 915 and encodes 286 amino acids. Gene Ontology annotation, molecular function: acyltransferase activity, transferring groups other than amino-acyl groups. The record is from RefSeq and is a predicted model, not a curated record.